AUGCCAUACUUUGUAGGGAGAGCAGAAACUCAUCACCAACACAGGAUGCUUAAAAUCUACAGACACAGUUACAAAGAUGUUGUCUCUCUUGAUUCAAUUGAAAAGUAUAUAGACUGCUCACAAAUUCAGCCCUACAAAUGCAAUUCGCAUAUGAUUAUUUCUCUGAAGCCUCUUCCACACUUUGGUUCAGCAAAAAAGAGUGAAGAAACAUGCCGCACCUGUAACAGGAAGUUGAUGGAGCCUGACUUAUAUCGUUACUGCUCCAUUUCAUGCAAGGUUGAAGCUGUUUCAAGGAAGCCUAAUGAUUCAAAUCCUCCAUUUAUUUUCACUCAGAGUCUUAAUCAGGGAAAAUAUGUGGGAACUGUUAAACCCCCGACGCAGCGUAACAAAAGAAAGGGAACACCCUGCAGAGCUCCUCUCUUCUAA
Lotus japonicus is the source of this 426-nucleotide messenger RNA. Its product is annotated as protein RGF1 INDUCIBLE TRANSCRIPTION FACTOR 1-like. Bases 1 to 426 code for a protein of 141 amino acids. The record is from RefSeq and is a predicted model, not a curated record. Lineage: Eukaryota; Viridiplantae; Streptophyta; Magnoliopsida; Fabales; Fabaceae. The transcript has 4 exons.